Callorhinus ursinus (northern fur seal) is the source of this 2195-nucleotide messenger RNA. It is a transcript of the gene SLC39A1, whose product is annotated as solute carrier family 39 member 1. Gene Ontology annotation, cellular component: plasma membrane. Lineage: Eukaryota; Metazoa; Chordata; Mammalia; Carnivora; Otariidae. Gene Ontology annotation, biological process: zinc ion transmembrane transport. The record is from RefSeq and is a predicted model, not a curated record. Gene Ontology annotation, molecular function: zinc ion transmembrane transporter activity.
GUGCGCCCGGGCCGUAUGGGCUGGGCGGCCUCGGCCCGCCGCGACCCCGCCGCCUGGGGGCCCUGGCGGAGGCCGUCAGCGCGCCGCUCUCCGCUUCCGGCGCGCGGCUGGGGAAACGGGAGCGGGGAGUGAUCCGCCCCCAAAUUCCCCCUGCCCAGGUGGCCCACGAAGCUCCCCGCGACACCUCUGCGCAGCCCGACCCCCUCGGCUCCGUCCCCUCUUUCCUGCGGGGGGCCCGGCCUCUCCUCUCCCGGGAAGACCGAGCUUCAGGUGAAGGGGUCCGAAAGUCGUUGGAGCAGCUACAGCCACCAUGGGGCCCUGGGGAGAGCCAGAGCUCCUGGUGUGGCGCCCGGAGGCGGUGGCCUCGGAGCCCCCGGGGCCCGUGGGUCUGGAGGUGAAAAUGGGCGCCCUGGUGCUGCUGCUCUUGCUCACUCUUCUCUGCAGUCUGGUGCCCAUCUGCGUGCUGCGCCGGCCUAGGGCCGGCCCCGAAGCCUCAGCCUCCCGCCAAAAAGCCUUGAGCCUAGUAAGCUGCUUCGCAGGGGGUGUCUUUCUGGCCACCUGUCUCCUGGACCUACUGCCUGACUACCUGGCUGCCAUAGAUGAGGCCCUAGCAGCUCUGCACGUGACGCUCCAGUUCCCCCUACAAGAGUUCAUCUUGGCAAUGGGCUUUUUCCUGGUCCUGGUGAUGGAACAGAUCACACUAGCUUACAAGGAGCAGUCAGGGCCACCACCUCGAGAGGAGACGAGAGCUCUGCUGGGAACAGCAAAUGGUGGGCCACAGCACUGGCAUGAUGGGCCAGGGAUCCCACAGGCAGGUGGAGCCCCUGCGGCCCCCUCAGCCCUGCGUGCCUGUGUACUGGUCUUCUCCCUGGCCCUGCACUCGGUGUUCGAGGGACUGGCGGUGGGGCUGCAGCGAGACCGGGCUCGGGCCCUGGAGCUCUGCCUGGCUUUGCUGCUCCACAAGGGUAUUCUGGCAGUCAGCUUGUCCCUUCGGCUGCUGCAGAGCCAUCUGCGAGCGCAGGUGGUAGCUGGCUGUGGGAUCCUCUUCUCAUGCAUGACCCCUCUGGGCAUUGGGCUGGGUGCAGCUCUGGCAGAGUCGGCUGGGCCCCUGCACCAGCUGGCCCAGUCUGUGCUGGAGGGCAUGGCAGCUGGCACCUUUCUCUAUAUUACCUUCCUGGAAAUCUUGCCCCAGGAGCUGGCCACUUCUGAGCAGAGGAUCCUCAAGGUCAUCCUGCUCCUUGCAGGCUUUGCCCUGCUCACUGGCCUGCUCUUCAUCCAAGUCUAGGGAGCUCCAGGUGCCCUUGACCUUCCUUUUCCACCCCAGCAUAUGAAAAUAAGGAGUGGAGAAGGGAGGAUUAAGGAUCAAAGGGUUCUCUGGGAGAUAGGGAUGGAGUCUUUGGGAUUAUCUGACCAAUGGGAGGGAUGUGGUAGACAAGAUCGUGGCCCCAAGGGACAAGGGAUAGUCGUAUCACUAAAGACAUGAUCAGCGAUUCAUAUUGGGGAAGACACAGUGCUAGAAUCCGGGGUCAGACACUACAUACAGGGACGAGCUGACAAUGGGAAGGCUGGGGGCAGGCACCCAGCUGCUGUGGGAUGGAGGUGUGAGGAGGCACAGCCCAGAGUCAGCAGUCCUGGUUCUAGCCCAUUCCAGCCCUCUGUCUCUUGGGGUGGAGUGGGCUCCUUCUCUUCGCCCCUACUCCAUCUGUCUCCUGCUUCCCUUCUCCCAGGGGACUAGUGCCAAAUGGCCUCUUCUUGCCAGUUUUGGUACCUUCUCUGGCUUGUCUAGUCCUGCUCACUUCUCUGUUUUUAAAGUGCCAAAUAAAUCCCUUCCCUCUUUGUCAAAAAGCACAGUGAUGGCACUGAACCCUGCCCAGCACCUCAGCGGAGGGGCCCUGCUUGCUCUUUAUUUGGAGGCAGCCAUGUUUGCUGAGUUGAGGUUAGGGGAGGGUUGGCAGAGCUACGGUCCCCCACCACUACUGCACCCUAGGAGUACUGAACAUGGAAAUGGUGCCCCUAUGCCCAGAUGAGAAAUACUGAGCUGCCAAAAUUUUUUUUAUACCAGAGGAGCCCAAGGGGAAGGCUCACCCCCAGCUAUUUUUGGGGAGGGAGGGCUGUGGAUAGAGCCAUGUUCUCUAGAAUCUAUUUUACUAACUGACCUGUUUUGGGACUUGUUACCCAAAUAAAAGAUGUUUCUA